AUGCAGCGGCGAUUGAUCGAAAACCACCCGCCUUCUCCUCCUCAGUCCACCGACGGCGACUUCGCCUCUGACGCUUCUCAAUUCGGUGAUAUGUAUCCGUUGUACGGCACUCCAGAGCCCUAUGCAGGCGCCGGGCAAGGCCAUGAUGAGUCUUUUAACGAGCAGAGCUCGGUGACAAUUAACAUGCGAUAUGCCCCGACGGCUGAAUAUCCUCAAAAUGCAUCCUUGCAUCACCCGGUAAGGACUUGGCCCUUCUCACCUACCGCCGAAUAUUCAAGGCAGGAGCUAAGACAAGCACAGGUGCUGCACAACGGAGCUAGGUUCAGUACGCCACCGGCCGAUGACGGGUUUGCUUCCGGGAGUCUUGAUUCGGCACCAUCUGCCAGGUGGCCGUCACCCGCACGGAGACAACACGCCUCACGGGCACGGGUGUUAAGGUCUCCCAGACAGCGACGUAGGGCAAAGAACCGCAGCAGUACAGAUUCAAGUUUCGUCCUGACGGAACCCCUGAGUGUUUUGACCAAAGACAUGACGCAUGUCCCCCUCAAAGAUAUGGAGAGCCAUGUAAACAGACCAAUUGAGGAACGCCUUGCAGAUACAGCCAAGAACGACGGGAAAAUCCCUAGGCCCAUGAAUUCCUUCAUGCUCUACCGCUCGGCAUACGCUAAUCGGGUUAAAGAGUAUUUCAGACAGCAAAACCACCAAGUUGUUUCCUCAGCAUCAGGCGCCAGUUGGAACAAGGAAACACCAGAGAUCCGGGCAAAGUAUGAGCGAUUAGCAGUGAUUGAGAAGAGGAACCACCUGAAGGCAUAUCCCGGGUACAAAUUCACUCCGGCCAAAGACAAGAAGAAACGUUCCACCUUCGACGAUAGCCAUUCCUUCAGCGGCGAGUUCACGCCUGAGGGCAGUCCAGCACAGCGGAAUAUCAGUCGGAACAGUACGUUCAGCACCCCUGAGAUUGGCAGUGGGUGGAAUGGCGGGCACCCAACACCUCCUGACAUGGGCGACCAUGGCCUGCCGACGGACGGUUACUUCCCAUCUUUGUGGCCCACAAGCCAUCCCGCCAGACAACCAGUGGGAAUGAUGCUCACAUCCGACCCUUCGCACUUCAUGCAGCCAGCCUCCAACCCGGAAGAGAUACACUAUGCUCCGUCGACAAUGCUGGCUGGUCUGCCCGGAGCAGCCCACCAUGACCUCCUCCAGCCUCAAGGCGGCCAAGUCGACCCUGCAUUGCUGAACUACCCCGGUAGCACAAUACACCCCGAGGGUGGUUCUCAAGUCUACGGCCAUCCCCACUACCAGAUGUGGCAGGAGGGCAAUAACAAUGUUUAUGCUCCUUUCGAGGCUUCCAUGGAGCCCAGCCCAGACUCUUACGCUGGCGCACCGUCCAUACAACCAGGUAUAGAUGGCCAUGAAAUAUGGGACUCAAGCCAACGGGCGACUCUCGAGCCCGCUGGCGGUGACUUCGAUAACUGGCUCAACCAACCCGCUGGGUAUUGA
Molecule: messenger RNA, 1500 nt
Organism: Aspergillus nidulans FGSC A4
Lineage: Eukaryota; Fungi; Ascomycota; Eurotiomycetes; Eurotiales; Aspergillaceae
Product: HMG-box domain-containing protein
Exons: 2
Coding region: 1-1500 (499 amino acids)
Cellular component (GO): nucleus
Molecular function (GO): DNA binding
Source: RefSeq, a predicted model, not a curated record